Messenger RNA from Trichomonas vaginalis G3, 872 nucleotides. Its product is annotated as protein of unknown function, DUF4106 family. Lineage: Eukaryota; Parabasalia; Trichomonadida; Trichomonadidae. The record is from RefSeq and is a predicted model, not a curated record. The transcript has a single exon. The annotation marks the transcript as partial.
AUGAGAUGGGGUCAUAAAGCUAAUCCGGAUAGGUGGUUCAUAAACUUACAACCUCAAUUCCAAGAAGUUGUAGACGCAAUGGAAGCGAAUGGUGAACGAGAUAUAGCUGGUAUUUUCAGCGCGGCUUUAAUGCCAUUGAAAGAUAUGAAACAUGCAGAUAUUUUGGACCAGUAUGAAAUGAACAUGGCUGAUGGAAAUAUAACACCUGACGUUCUAGAACAUUUAUCUCAAAGAACUACACAGAACCAUAGAGAUGGUAUAUUUGGUGAAGAGUUUAGAAAGAAAGUUAGGGAGAGCGAAGGAAGAGAACCUAUUGUACAUGACCUUGCAAACGAAAGUUUACAAAAUGUCAUAAAAACUUACUUUGCAGACAAUGAACUGAGAAGGGAUGAAUAUUUAAGAAAACUCAAAUGGACAGUACCAGAUGAAAUGUUAGUAUUGAAAAACAUGUUCCUUGACAAAAUAAAACCAACUACAGAAAUAAAUGACGCAAGACUGAAACAUUGGGUAGAAGCUUUCCCAUUCACAAAAGAUAUAGUUGGUAACAUGGAAAGAAAACCAGAAUGGCUACAAAAACAUAUAUUUGGAAACGAGCAUAUUCCAUAUGGACAGGCUCUGUUUGAAGAGCUUGAACCGGAAACUCAGGACAGAGUCAUGCAAACAAUACGCGAAGACUCAAAUACAGACUAUGACAAACUCUUUCUAGGAUAUAGGUUACCUGAGAUGGGCGACCAGAGCCAAAAGGCAAAAAGGACAUGGGAAAUUUGCAACAUACUAGAUGAACAUAAUGCAAAGAUGCAACAACUUCAAGCAGAGGGCAAUGAAGGAAAAAGAAGAGUUAAAAACUCAGUCAGGAAGAAAGUAAAGCUUGG